UGAUGACGCAUCAAAGAGAGAAUCAUGACUGUCUGAUAAUACAAAGUCAACAGCAUCGUUAGCGUUAGUUUCCAGUUUCUGUGUGUACUACGUUUCCGGCGGAAUGUCUCUUAAUUGUACCCCCGCCCGGUAGCGGUAUGCUGGCGGUUGACGUAAGUCUCAGAGUCUUGCGUUGCAUUGAGAGGGUUUACCGGUUUAUCUCUUGGAAAAGAUAGCGAUGGUGGGCGAUGUGAAGUUUCGUGGGGAACGGUUAGGAUACGAUAGGUUUGCGUUUGUGAUUCUUCACGUCGUUCUCUACCAUUGAAACCACCUUGAAGUUCAGCGGCGCUUGACUCCAAUUCUUUUAAGCGGCCAUCAAUUGGUUUCGCUGCACUCUCUGCGAUUGCCUAUCAAAUCCAUUAUUAAGUAGCAGCGGAUGCACUGUGAACGCAAUUGCACCACUUACCAUAGUCUUGAGCGACGAGAGAUAAUGCCCCUUGGCUCCGAGGCCGUUGUCGAUAUUGCUACCCAGGAGCCAUCGGAAAGCUUGGGUCAUGGUGUUCAAGCUAAUUCGGCUCAUGAGCCCAAGGUAACUCGCUUGAGUGCUGUGUUUGGUAUCGACAACCUGCUUAGGAAGCAGCAGGUUUCCAGAGAUUACGUCCCACAUGCGUAAAUCUCCG
Molecule: messenger RNA, 659 nt
Organism: Coniophora puteana RWD-64-598 SS2
Lineage: Eukaryota; Fungi; Basidiomycota; Agaricomycetes; Boletales; Coniophoraceae
Exons: 5
Coding region: 470-652 (60 amino acids)
Source: RefSeq, a predicted model, not a curated record